GCCAUCGGCCAUCACACAGAGAAAGAUGGAGGAGCUGAAGUCCAAGCUGGAGGCUGCAGACACCAGAGCAGCGGAAGCAGAGCGGGCUGUAACGCUUGCAGAAGGUCACGCUGGGGAAAAAGACAAAGCACUCAUUGAGGCCUCAAACCGAUUGAGGCAGUACGAGUCUGGUAUUUACGGACUGGAAGCAGCCAUUGUAGAGAUCAAAGAGUGCAAAAAUCAAAUUAGAGUGAGAGAUCUUGAGGCAGAGGCCAUGACCAAAGAGAUCAACCAGCUUGAGAUGAGAAUCAAUGACCUCAUGGACGAAAACGAGGAUUUCCGAGAAAAACUGGGUCUGGAGCCAAAACAGGAAGUAGAUCUGACUGUGUUCAGGCGAGCCAAAGAUCUAAGGCAGCGACAGUACAAAGCAGAAAAUCAAGUCCUCACCAAAGAGAUCGAACGGCUGGAAGAAGAAAGACUUGAGCUGAAGAAAGAAAUACGGCGCAUUGUGAAGGAAAGAGGUGAUGCAGAAAUCGUGGAAUUUUUGUAGCAACAUCAUUAUCCAUCAAUC
Messenger RNA from Notothenia coriiceps (black rockcod), 550 nucleotides. RefSeq names its product centrosomal protein of 290 kDa-like. Gene Ontology annotation, cellular component: ciliary transition zone; centriolar satellite. The record is from RefSeq and is a predicted model, not a curated record. NCBI's taxonomy places the organism in Eukaryota, Metazoa, Chordata, Actinopteri, Perciformes, Nototheniidae. The transcript is spliced from 4 exons. Gene Ontology annotation, biological process: camera-type eye development; ciliary transition zone assembly; non-motile cilium assembly. Bases 26 to 529 code for a protein of 167 amino acids.